Molecule: messenger RNA, 234 nt
Organism: Hemisphaericaspora subhashii
Lineage: Eukaryota; Fungi; Ascomycota; Pichiomycetes; Serinales; Debaryomycetaceae
Gene: RUB1
Product: NEDD8 family protein
Exons: 1
Coding region: 1-234 (77 amino acids)
Biological process (GO): modification-dependent protein catabolic process; regulation of proteolysis; protein neddylation
Cellular component (GO): nucleus; cytoplasm
Molecular function (GO): ubiquitin protein ligase binding; protein tag activity
Source: RefSeq, a predicted model, not a curated record
AUGCAAGUUAAAGUGAAGACAUUGACUGGAAGAGAUAUCUUAGUUGAUAUUGAACCAACUGAUAAGAUUAUUAGAAUUAAAGAGAUGAUGGAAGAAAAAGAAGGUAUUUCCCCAGCUCAACAACGUUUAAUUUUUAAUGGUUCACAAUUAGAUGAUGAUAAGACUGUUCAAGAAUCAGGCAUCCUGGCAGGUGCUUCCUUACAUUUGGUGUUAACUUUAAGAGGUGGAUUUUAG